AUGCCGCGAACCGAGGACGACGAGGCGCCGUCGGUGCCGGCGCUGCCGGACUUGCGCACGGAGCAGUUUUUCUUGAGUCUUGCGCGAAAGGAUGUGCACAUUCCUGAGGUGGCCGUGGAGGAGAUGCAUAAGCACACGCAUACGAAUAAUGCGACCCCAUGGGAUAAGGCCACGGGUGUUUCCACCCUCCCAAUGGUAUACUCGGUUUUGAUGGAUCAAUUUUUUUCACCGCUAUGGCAAGACCGCUCCGAUGCAUAG
Molecule: messenger RNA, 258 nt
Organism: Malassezia vespertilionis
Lineage: Eukaryota; Fungi; Basidiomycota; Malasseziomycetes; Malasseziales; Malasseziaceae
Exons: 3
Coding region: 1-258 (85 amino acids)
Source: RefSeq, a predicted model, not a curated record